Messenger RNA from Penicillium alfredii, 2361 nucleotides. RefSeq lists its product as uncharacterized. The coding region runs from base 1 to 2361 and encodes 786 amino acids. The record is from RefSeq and is a predicted model, not a curated record. The transcript has a single exon. Lineage: Eukaryota; Fungi; Ascomycota; Eurotiomycetes; Eurotiales; Aspergillaceae.
AUGCCAUCUUCCCGCCGAAGCAUAAGCACACGUCCCCCAUGGCCUCCGGCGCCUCGCGUCGAGGACGAGGUCGAAGCCCUGUCCCGCGAGCUCCAUGGAAUGUCCAAACUCGGCGAUAAGCCUGGGCUUGAGGGUACCUGUGCAAGAGGCACGGUGGACCAGCAUCCGGUGCUUGUCACAGCCGAGAACUCUGUUGCAUCCUCCAGCCCUCCCAGCGUCCCAAGUGUGCCUGGCCUGGGCAACGUUUCUUCCGACGACAGCACGGGGCCAGCCACGCCGCCGGGGAGUUUCCAUGAGCCCGUGUUUCCCACAACCUCCAGAUCUCAGUCGGUCCACCGCCCUAGGUCUAUGUCAUCGUCUACUUCAAGCAAGAUGCAUGGUCGAGCGCAGGUUCACCAACAGCCCAGUCGUCAGCCCAGUCGUGAGCCGAGCGCGCGCCGCGAUCUGCGUCCACCUUCUAGUUCUUCUAGGGAGAGCUAUUUGAGCCGGGAUGGAGAACCGGUACAAAUUGCGCCUCAUGAUUCACGUGGAAGAGCUGCUUCCGAACGUUCAUGGACUCAAGGCUCUCAGGGCUCUCAAGGCCCCAUGUACAAUCAACCCUCCCUUUACCCACCCAAGGCGCCGUUGAGUCGUUCGAACAGCGCACGCUCACGUUAUGGUCCCUCUUCUGCGGCCUGUUCGACUGCAAGCCAGAACAGCUCGGGGCCAAGGUCUGGAUAUCAAUCCGAUUUAACCACCGCUCGCAGCCGACCAUUGUCUCACGGACCUCCACCGUCCGUAUCUACCGUGUCUACGAGAGUGCCCGAAACACUACCCACCCGUGGCAGUGGGUCUCCACCGUCCGUAUCUACUGUGUCUAUGAGAAUGCCCGAAACACUGCCCCCUGGGCCUACUCUUGCAGAGCGGAUUGAGGAAAAGCUUCGCCAGCGACAGGAACGCCGCGAGUCGGGGUCUAUGUCGGACGCCGAGUCACGGGCCCGAGCUGCAAGCGUGAAACCUCCUAGCACAGUGUCGGGCAACUCAAACCGUACAUCAGCACCCUCUUUACCAUCACAAGAAAUUUACCGUGCCACGAGUCAGCGCUCCUCAUAUUCACGCCCUCGAACUGCAUCAGUCCCUGUUCCUCCCGGCGGGUCCGGGAUACGAUCAUCGUCGGGAACUCGGCAGCCCUUGAGGCCUGGGUCCUCUGAUGAGGUCCAGACAGUGUUAAGGCGACACACCACCCCACAGUCCGCCUCAGACAGGUCGCAGGCUCAAUCUGUACAGAGCAGCCAGCCCUCCACUGCAUCCAGUCGACCAACAAGCAUGUCCAGUGCACCACAGCAGGCCUCCAACCCCGCAGGGCUAUGCGUGUCGCCAUGUCCACGAUCCGUCCCCGUGGCAGGCUAUCAGGACUGGUAUACCCUCAGGGGGCUCCCACACCUUGACAUCUGCCCAUCGUGCAUGAACCAGGUCGCACACUCCCGCUACCGCAACUUCUUCAUCCCAAGCCUGGUGAAACCCCCAAACCAAAAGACGCGAUGCGCAUUCGCCAACCCUUGGGCACGACUGGCAUGGGCGCAGAUGAUCAAGAAGCAGCACGACAGCCUCGAGAUGCUAUAUCAAAUGACACGCCCGCCUCCAGGGGCACGGGGCUGUCCCGGCCGCAUCGCCAGCGAGCAAAACUGGUACCGCAUCGUGGACCCAGACACAGGUAAAUACCUACCACGCUUCCAAGUCUGCGGCAGCUGCGUGCGCAACGUGCGCAUCCUCAUGCCCAGCCACCGAGAAACAUUCGAAGCAAGUCCCGAGCCCCAAGCACGAGUCUGCAACUUCCUCACUAGCAGCCCCCGCUUCGUGCAGUACAUCGACCUCCUCGACGCCGCCGCUUCGCGCGCCGACGCCAGCUCAACCCGCUCUCGCCCGGACCCGCGUCCGUUCAUCGCCUACGCGCGGCGCAAGGUCGUUCUCCGCGACUGCCCGCGCGACAAGCCCGUCCUCACCACCUGGCACUACAUCCCGUCGCUGCCGGAGCUCUGCGUCUGCGAGGACUGCUACGACGAGGUCGUGUGGCCGCUCGCCAAAUCCCGUCGGCCCAUCGCCCGCAUGUUUUCGACUGCUAUGCGCCUGCUCCCCGGCGACGGGCCCAACAACUGCCGCGAGGCGAGCUGCCAGCUGUAUUCGGCACGCAUGCGUGCGCGUUUCCGGGAUACUGUUGACCGGGAUGAUUUCGCUGCGCUGCGCUCUGUGACGCUGCGCCGGUUCGAGGCGGAGCGUCGGUUCCGCGAUCGCGCGGAUGAGCUGCUUGAUGCUGAGGGAAGGGGCUAUGAUUGCAAUGAGGAGAUGAGGAAGGCUAUUGCGGAGUGGCGCCGCUGGGAGUGA